UGGCUGCGCGUUCCAGGGGCGCAGUCAAGCUUCUAUUGAAGCCUCGCUUUGCCUUGCCAUGCUUGUAAAUCCAGCUCGCUGCUCUUUCUUAAACGCCCCAAACCGGAAUGUGAUUAAUUUGCGGGGAGAAGAGAAGAAGCUUUUUCUCUUUUUCGAGGAGGUUUCAGCGUGCAGGAAGUCAGCAAGGGAACGUCUUUAUCGCCUGGAGAAAAAUACAGGGUCUUGGUGAAGGACCAUCCGCCUUGCUUAAUACUUGGAAAAAGUGAAAACAUGAAUGAUUAACAAGACUCUCCAGAACGUGCUGAUUGGAAGCCCAAGGAAUCGUGAGCAUUAUGCCUAGCUGGGUUAUUAUUUCAAGGUCUGCUGUUGCCACCUUGCCUGGAAGAGGACGCCUCUAUUCCAGAUACGUCCUCUCCCAAAAUCAAGCAUGGAAAAGUCUGUUUGCCAAAGGUCGUUCAGGUUGGUCCCCAGCAACCUGUAGUUGCAAGGCCACCCACGUUUUCCCUCUGGGAAAAGCGUUCCGACAUACUUCCACGGAGGAAGAAGACUUCUCUUUCCAUUUGACGCCAUCACAGAUCAAUGAGGUCCUCAGGGCGAGCGAGUUAUCCUACACCGUCCCUGAAUUUGAUGGGAAAAAUCCCAGCUCGGUGUUGAAAUUCGAGUCCAACCACCUGGGAGCCAACGUGCCAAUAGAAGACCGCCGAAGCGCGGCAACCUGUUUGCAGACAAGGGGGAUGAUGUUUGGAGUCUUUGAUGGCCACGCUGGCUACUCCUGUGCUCAGUCAGUUAGCGAGAGGCUGUUUUCUUACCUUGCCGUCUCUCUUCUCUCUCGGCAAACGCUAGAGGAGAUUGAGUCGGCCAUGGAAUCUAUGAAACCAAUCCUGCCUAUUCUUCAGUGGCACAAACACCCCAACGACAGCUUCUUCCAUGAGGUGGCCUCCCUGUACCUGGAGCAGCUCAGAGUUUAUUGGCAGGACUUACUGAACUCGGACACAGACCUUGGGCUGACGAUGGAAGAAGCUAUGAUCGGGGCUUUUAAAAGGCUGGAUUCAGACAUAUCGCUGGAAGUUCAGGCACCUUCCAAGAACGAACUUCUGAAGAACAUCGCUCUACAGGUGGCUUUCUCGGGCGCAACGGCUUGCUUAGCUCAUGUCGAUCAGCUUCACUUGCAUGUUGCCAAUGCUGGGGACUGCAGGGUGAUCCUGGGAGCUCAGAACCCCAAUGGCACCUGGUCUGCUUUACCUCUUACCCGAGAUCACAAUGCUUUCAACGAAUCAGAAAUCUCGCGGUUGAAAAGUGAGCACCCAACUUCUGAAGGGAACACUCUCCUUAUGAACGGCAGGUUGCUGGGCGUCCUUAUGCCUUCCAGAGCGUUUGGAGACGUUAUGUUCAAGUGGAGUCAGGAUCUGCAGCAGAGCAUCCUUAAAAACCACUGCAACCUGGAGGAUUUAAACAUCUAUGAGUAUGUCCCUCCGUGUUAUCACACACCCCCUUAUUUAACAGCUGAGCCGGAGGUCACUUACCACAAAAUCAGACGGGAGGAUAAGUUCUUGGUUCUUGCUUCUGAUGGCCUGUGGGACAUGUUGAGUAACGAAGAGGUGGUCCAGCUCAUUGCAAACCAUAGAGUUAAAGAUGAUGUCCAGAAAACUCAGCUCACUUUUAAGAAACCAACCAGUCUGGGGUAUGUGCAAGAUCUACUUCGGAGAAAGGCCCGGACUGCCCAGCCCUGUGACCAGAAUGUGGCGACUCACCUUAUCAGACAUGCCAUUGGUGCCAAUGAGUAUGGAGAGAUAGACCAGGAAAAGCUUAUGGCAAUGUUGACUCUUCCUGAUGACUUAGCACGCAUGUAUAGGGAUGAUAUCACUGUUACAGUGGUCUAUUUUAAUUCAGAUGUAAUUGAUAGCUACUAUCAAGAGGAUGAAGAAAGAUCCUGAGUUGCAUGAAUUCUGAGGGUCAGGAAGGGUUCGCUUCAAACAUUCUUGCACAAGAGCCUGACUCAUAAAAUCUCUGUCCUUCCUUCAGGGGGACCAAGUUUAGUUCUCUGUGAGCCUUGAAUUCCUAUAAAAAAUUAAUUCAUUUUUGGAUUGUAAAAUAAUUUUGGGGGCAAUCAUUUGAUUUUAGUGGAACACUUGGGUUUUGUAGUCAAUGGGGUGUCAGAGAGAAACUGGUAAUAGUUGUUUAAGUGGAGCCUACACUUUGUAGCUAGAAAUGUGCGAGUAGCUUGCGAUGUUCAAAAUGUCUAAAGUAGACCAGAAUGGCAGCUAGCACUCUCCCUU
Messenger RNA from Pseudonaja textilis, 2276 nucleotides. The record is from RefSeq and is a predicted model, not a curated record. Lineage: Eukaryota; Metazoa; Chordata; Lepidosauria; Squamata; Elapidae.